Messenger RNA from Bradysia coprophila, 849 nucleotides. Its product is annotated as glutathione S-transferase 1-like. Gene Ontology annotation, biological process: glutathione metabolic process. The record is from RefSeq and is a predicted model, not a curated record. Gene Ontology annotation, molecular function: glutathione transferase activity. NCBI's taxonomy places the organism in Eukaryota, Metazoa, Arthropoda, Insecta, Diptera, Sciaridae.
UUGAGUGCAGAGAAGUUUUGGCAAUCGAAGACGAAUAUUUGCUUGUGUGUUCAUAGUAAAAAUCUACUCAACAAAGCAAUAUUAAGUUAAAUACCUUAAAUACAGCAGGAUCUCGAAAGUGAAUGGCUGCUAAACCAAUACUUUACUACGUCAAGCGUAGUCCGCCAUGUAGAGCUGUGCUAAUGGCUGCGCAGGCUAUUGGUGUUGAACUAGACUUGAAAGUUACUGAAACCUCGAAGGGAGAAAAUAGAACACCAGACUUUUUAAAAAUGAAUCCACAGCAUACUAUUCCGGUGUUGGACGAUAAUGGAUCAAUUGUUGUGGACAGUCAUGCCAUAUGUUCAUAUCUUUCCGAAAAAUAUGCUAAAGACGAUAAAUUGUAUCCGAAAGAUCUAGUGAAACGAGCGCUAGUUGAUGCUAGAAUGCAUUUCGAUACUGGCUAUCUUUUCGGAAGAGUCCGAGCGUACAUAGAACCAAUUUUCUACUUUGGCUGUGCGGAAAUUUCACAAGAGCGUCAAGACUACUUCAGAAUGAGCUUGCCCAUUGUAGAAGCUUUCCUAGAAAAUGGGCAAUACGUGUGUGGUAAUGAAAUGACAUUGGCUGAUUUCUGUUUUAUGGCAACAUUGUCCUCGGUUGACCGGAACAUUGAAAUUGAUUGGGACAAGUACCCGAAAUUGAAGGACUGGAUGAGACGAAUGUCUCAGUUGCCGAAUUACGAGAGUACUAAUGGCGAAGGAGCUGUUAUGCUUCAAGAGCUGAUUUCGCAAAGACUGAAGACAAACCAGGAAAAAUUAAACUCCUAAUUAAACAAUUCCAUCGUCACGGCUCGAAGACACGCUGAAGACAAAA